AUGCACACGUGCAAAAAUAUAGUGCAGCUUAAAUGUGAAUUUGAGGUUUGGUUUGGGUUGAGGAUCCCUUCUGUUGGCUUAGGGCUUAAUUCUAAGGGUUGCAUUAGCUUUUUAUUCGAAAUUGAAAACUCGGGUAGCAAGCCAAAGUCUCUUGCAUUCACAUCAAAGGAAUUACUAUCAUUCACCAACAACUUUGAUGAAAGAAAUAGGAUUGGAUCAACUCAAUUUGGCGAAUUGUAUCGAGGUAAGUUUCAACAUGGUAGUGAAGCUCAAGAUGUAGCCGUGAAGAUUUGGAAUGAAAAAUCGGAUCAUCUAAUUGGCACUGAUGAUUAUCUCAUGGCGAAGGAAUGCAAUCCGAUCUUAUUCGACUUUGGACUGUUGAGUGGAGGGAUCAUUGGUGGACCGAGGGGAAUAGUAUGUGAUGUAUUUUCAUAUGGUGUUAUUGUUCUGGGGCAUAUAGCCAAAAGACUUUUUGAAGAAGUGAAGUUGCAUAAGGGAGAGUGGAGACAGGAGAAUAUUUUGGUAGAUGAAUGGGCCAACAGUGUGUACAAGCCCAAUGGUUCACUUGUCCACAGUAGCGUGGAGAAAGACCUGGGUUAUUAUGGUCCUGAUGCUCCGAUAAUAACACAGCUGGGGAUGCGCUGCGUAACUUAUUUUCCCCCUGACCGUCCAACUAUGAAGGAAGUUGUAGAGUGCUUGGAGCAUUUACAAGUAGUUGAACAUCAUGGCGAUGCACUAGCCAGUGGUAAGUUGUAA
Ilex paraguariensis (yerba mate) is the source of this 756-nucleotide messenger RNA. NCBI's taxonomy places the organism in Eukaryota, Viridiplantae, Streptophyta, Magnoliopsida, Aquifoliales, Aquifoliaceae. The record is from the annotation of a GenBank genome assembly.